Symbiodinium sp. CCMP2592 is the source of this 747-nucleotide messenger RNA. The record is from the annotation of a GenBank genome assembly. NCBI's taxonomy places the organism in Eukaryota, Dinophyceae, Suessiales, Symbiodiniaceae.
AUGCACUUGUCAACUCUUCGCCGUGCUCCGAAGUAUUCCUUCCGUGGGGCGCGGGACAGGUUUAAGACCCGCAGCCUCCGGGCCGCAGCGCAAGUGCCCGGGCCUGGCAAAUAUGGAGGCGCUGACACGCCGCCCGAGGCAUAUUCCUCCCGCCAUCGACGAAGUCCUGGAUAUGGCUUUGGAACUGGUCCCAGAGAGGUAAACAGCCAGCUGGUUGUACCUGGGCCGGGGGCGUAUCCACGAGCCUCAGGCAGCUACAUUGGCUCUGGCAGAGCCUAUUCCCUCACUCCGCGGCGGUGGCCUGGAUCACCCGAUCUUGAGAGUGACCCAGCUAUGCCAGGCCCAGGCGCGCACGUCCAGGAGGCGAAGCCUGACGGGCCGCGCUACAGCAUUCUGCCUCGCAGGGCCGCGAAGGCCGGAGCUGUCCUGGUUCCUGGGCCGGCCCAGUACGGCAGCAUGGAAGGAGCCCUUGGCCGGACCAAGCCUCGGCUGCCGAGCUGGGGCUUUGGCACGGCGAAGCGUCAAGACCAAGGGCAACAGAUGGAGGAUCGACCCGUCAAUGGCAUCAAAGGGAAGAGCACAUCUGCAGCUUGGAUGUCGAAACUGCCUGGACCUGGUUCGUACAAUGCUCCCAGCUCCCUUGGUGAGGGGCCAAAGUUCUCAGUGGGAGCCCGCAGAGCGGCGGCGCGGCAAGCGACUUCACCGGGACCAGGGGACACGGGCGGCCCUUACACCACUUUUGCGUGA